Molecule: messenger RNA, 1937 nt
Organism: Antechinus flavipes (yellow-footed antechinus)
Lineage: Eukaryota; Metazoa; Chordata; Mammalia; Dasyuromorphia; Dasyuridae
Gene: AADACL4
Product: arylacetamide deacetylase like 4
Cellular component (GO): membrane
Molecular function (GO): carboxylic ester hydrolase activity
Source: RefSeq, a predicted model, not a curated record
UAGUAUGAUGACUUGGCUGCUGUUGCUCUUCCUGACAGGGAGCCUCUUUAGUCUAGGAAUUGUGCUGUGGGUGAUCGUUGAGCAUUUCUUUACAGCAGAAGUUCCUGCUGGCAUUGGCUACACAGGGAGGUUCCGUGUCCUACACUGCCUCUUUCUACUAGUGUCACAUCUGGGUAACAUUUUAGAGAAACUGAACAUCUGCUCAAUGCCAAAAUGUAUACGCUUUUUGCACGACUGUUUUCUGAACAAAAAGGACCCUCAUCUUGUGGUAACUACACUGCACUUAGGGAAGGUACCGGUGAGGCUAUAUAAGCCAAAGGCACCAUCUGCAAGACCCCGUUGCGGGAUCAUCUUUUUCCAUGGAGGCGCUUGCGUAUUUGGGAGCCUGAAGUUUUACAACCGCCUGUGCUGCUACUUGGCCAGGGAAAGUGACUCUGUGGUUGUAGCUAUUGGUUAUCGCAUGGUUCCUGACCACAAGCAUCCCAGUUCAUUGAAUGACUGCAUAACUGCUACAAUCCAUUUUCUGAGAACUCUGGACACCUAUGGGGUGGAUCCAUCUCGGGUCAUCCUCUGUGGAGACAGUGCUGGAGCAUCAAGUGCAACUUCUAUUUGCCAAAUGCUUGUGACCCAACCAGAUCUCCCUAAGAUACGAGCACAGAUUCUGAUCUAUCCUUAUGUCCAGGGAUUUAAUUUCCAGCUGCCUUCGCAUCAACAGAACAAAAAUAUCCCAUUCCUUACCUUGAGUAAUCUUGGUCUUUAUCUAUCCCUUUAUUUUGAUAUCCACCCGUCUUGGACAUCCAUUAUUAUGCAAAAUGCUCAUGUGCCUCCUGAGAUGUGGAAGAAGUAUGGGGAAAUAAUUAAUGUCAAUAGCAUACCUAAGAGGUUCAAAGAGAGAGGCUACCAACCCAUGUCCCCUGGUUCUUUUAAUGAAGAUGCUUACUUGGAAAGCAAAACGUUGUUACAGCCAACAAAUUCACCCCUAAUUGCUGACGAUGACAUCAUUGCCCAACUCCCCGAAACCCUGCUUGUGAGUUGUGAGUUUGAUAUCCUACGGGAUGAUGCUUUAUUGUACAAGAAGAGGCUGGAGGACCAGGGGGUGCCUGUGAGAUGGCACCACAUGGAAGAUGGUUUUCAUGGAGUGCUCGUCAGCUUUGGCCAAAAGGGGUUAUUUCCCUGCUCCUUAAAAAUUCUGAAUAUUAUUAUUACUUUUAUAAAGGAACUAUGAACUUCACUCCCAGGACUUUCGGGAAAGAAUGGCUAGUGUGAACUCUGUUUAAAACUUGGGGCCCUAUUGAGUUUCAUUUUACUGAUUUAGGAAAUAGGGCAGGUUUUGGGGCUGAAGAUAAGAGCUUGGGAGGAUUGACCUGCCAUAGAUUCAAGAAUGACAAAACAGUUUCUGAUGGAUAAAUAGUUAAAGGAAGAUGGUUUGAAGUAGUGCUUAAUCACAGACAUGGUGGUGGGAAGACCAGGCAGGUUAAGUCUUAUGUUAUCUUUUCUAAAUCUAUAUUAGUUAUGUGGACUAUUCAUAUUGGGAGUAUCCUAAGAUGAAUUGUGAGUGUGCAAAUGAUUCCAGGAAAAGGCUCAAGUUUGACGGGAAAACCUGUCUUCACUAUCUGAGCUCCUAGUGACUGGGAAUAAGAGUGACAAAAGGACCUGUGAUUGAGACUUGACAAUAUCAUAUGGUUUUCUGUGACCAACUUGGAAGAAGGAAAGAUGACAUUUCUCUUCGACUCAGAAAUAGGUUUAUAUUGGCUAAAAGAGAUCAAAGGAAAAGGAAAAGGGGUCACAAAAUCUUGUUUUCUGAUUUUUCUCUCCUUCCUCUCUCCUUCCCUCCCAAGAGAACAAGCAUUCCAAUUUAAGUUAAACAUAUACAAUGUUCUUCUAAACACAUUUCCAUAUUUAUCAUGCUGUACAAAAAAAAAGGAAAAAAAGUCAUU